Oreochromis niloticus (Nile tilapia) is the source of this 4778-nucleotide messenger RNA. Its product is annotated as adhesion G-protein coupled receptor G5. Gene Ontology annotation, molecular function: G protein-coupled receptor activity. Gene Ontology annotation, biological process: adenylate cyclase-activating G protein-coupled receptor signaling pathway; cell surface receptor signaling pathway. Gene Ontology annotation, cellular component: plasma membrane. Bases 129 to 2474 code for a protein of 781 amino acids. The transcript has 17 exons. The record is from RefSeq and is a predicted model, not a curated record. NCBI's taxonomy places the organism in Eukaryota, Metazoa, Chordata, Actinopteri, Cichliformes, Cichlidae.
GAAAUUCAACAACGCAGAACAUAUUCUCAUUUGGGAAAUAGAAGCUGGAACUUACUUAUUAAAUUUUAGGUUGUGAUAAGUAAGCUUGCUCCAUUUUCAUUUGCAGGCUCCCUUUUCUCCUUAGGAUAAUGUUAUCAUUGGAUGUAAACCAUUGCCUGAUGUUUGCCGUGGAGCUAAUGCUUCUGUUUUACAGCACAGGUAUAAAUGGAGACUGCAAACCCAAGAAUACCCUCUUUAUCAGUCCCAAAUCAAUAGUUGAUGCAUAUUUUCCAUCAGAAACUAUCUACCAAAAGGACAAUGGAAUUAAACUCUGUUUCAACAUCCAACCAAAUAAUACACGUGCAGAGUGUUGUAACAGCACGAAUUUCGACUGCAAUAUUGAAGUAAAAAUAGAUCAAGGUCAAUACAGGCUAAAUCUAACUGAAGAGAUUUUAUCCAAGCAAGAUAUUGUGGUGAUGAAGGAUCCAGAGCAUAAUUAUUCAUGUAUGCCAUCCCAGCUCUACAAAAGCAGCCCUGGUUUUCUUUAUAACAUCCACCGCUGCUUGAAUGAAAGUAUGAAGAAUAUGAGUAUGAAUAUGAGACUGAGCAAAGGGAGCUUUUGUGAAAAACUUUGCAAGGGAAAAACAGAAUAUGUCAUUAGUGAUAAUGACACAUGUAAUGUGUCAUGCAACCCGAAACCAUCCACAACCACCACCAGCAUCAAUUCUUCCAGCUCCUCUUCUGGACAAUCAUCCACAACAAUCACCCCCAGCUCCUCUUCUGGACAAUCAUCCACAACAAUCACCCCCAGCUCCUCUUCUGGACAAUCAUCCACAACAAUCACCCCCAGCUCCUCUUCUGGACAAUCAUCCACAACAAUCACCCCCAGCUCCUCUUCUGGACAAUCCACAACAAUCACCCCCAGCUCCUCUUCUGGACAAUCAUCCACAACAAUCGCCCCCAGCUCCUCUUCUGGACAAUCAUCUUCAAAACCCACCAGCAAUAACAAUAACCAACCAAGACCUAUUGACCUUUCCAUCAACAAUACCAUUCCUAACCCAGUAGACGUCAUGAAAAAUCUAUCCUUUGUCCUUGAACUGAUGGGUAAUUCCAGCACAGCAAGAAUCAAGAUGGGCAACGUCACAGGAGUGAUUGCCAAACUCUCCCAGAAAAAUCAAACCAACAUGAACUUUGCCUUCACAGAAAAUGCUGACGUGAAGAUCGUUAAAGGAGAAGACAGCAAUUUUACGGGCCCAUUUCAUUUCAUUGAUAUUCCUAAAGAGGCCAGUAAAAUGGCAGUGGAGAGAAAUGGAUCAUUUCUUGGAAUUCUGUUGUUUCCACAACAGCAUGCGGGUGACAGCAGUAAAUACUAUUUAAACAGAGAGAUAUUUGGAAUAGAAAUGGGGGCAAAAAUACAAAACCUUUCACAACCCAUCGAGAUUCAGUACAGUAAUGUGGACAAGAAAGGAGCGAAUGCUUCUUGCGUGUCUUGGGAUGGAAACAGCACAGAUGCAAACGGGAAAUCACUCUGGAUCACAGAUGGCUGUCAAACAGUGGAGACCAAUAACAGCAUCACCUGCCAGUGCACACAUCUAACCUUUUUUGCCAUACUCAUGUCACCUCCACCUGCAAACAUCAGCGCUUCUGAUGUUAAUUCUCUGACCUACAUCACUUCAAUCGGUUGUGGACUGUCGCUGUUUUUCUUGAUCGUCGGUCUCUUCAUGCACAUUCUCGUCAGAAAAGGGAAAGCAAGCGAAGCAACAAAGAUUCUGAUGAACCUCUUUGUCGCCAUGUUGAUCCUGAACUUGUCCUUCUUGACCAAUGAGAGCAUUUCAAAUCUGGGUAUCAAAGGUGCAUGUGUGGCAAUAGCAGCGGUUCUGCAUUACGGCAUGUUGGCCACUUUUACCUGGUUCUUCAUGCAGGCUUUACACUUGUACCUCAGUCUACGUCGAAUCUGCACUGAGGUGAAACAUUACAUGCUGAAGAUUUACAUCACAGGAUGGGUCAUACCGGCUGUGGUGGUGAUCGCUCUUCUUGCCUCCCAGAAAUAUAAUUCUAUUAAUAUUAAUACAAAUGAAGGGAAAACAGCAACAAUGUGCUGGAUCUCUGAUGCUGGUAUCCACCAGGGGGUGAACAUCGGCUAUUAUGCUCUGGUGUUCGUCUUCACUCUGAGUGUAUUCAUUCUAACUGUAAGGCAAAUCAUUUUAAUGCCAAAAGCAGGAAAAGCCCAAGACAAUAGUUCCAUUAAGAGCAACACUUCCACCAUUCUGGGCCUGUUCCUCCUUCUUGGCAUCACCUGGGCUUUUGCUUUUUUCAGCUACGGACCUUUGCUCCUCGCCUCCUACUACAUCUUUACCAUCCUCAACUCCUUUCAAGGUUUCUUCCUGUUCAUCUACUAUUAUAAAUCCAGCAAGAUUAUUGGAGACGGCAAAAUCCACACACAAAGUAGCAGCACAGCUACAUCAAAAACAGCUGUAACGUCUCCUUAUGCAUAAGGCUUGCUGUUUUAUCAUAUUUGAGACAAGAGGGCAGCAUUUUAUUUCAUAUAGUUCCAGUAGGUUACUCUGUGUAGAAACAACUUGGUCAUUCUUCCCAUGUGCUCUCUGCUGAAUGGCUUGUCUAAGAUGAAAUCACUAACCCGGUUUACCUUCUUUGACACACAUACUCAUGUCGAGUAGAGAUCGAGUUGUUGCCCGGAUGUAAUUUGAGACCACAGCGCUAUGUUUGUUCCUAUGCUUUUAUAUUUUAACAGAAAACUUGUCAUCAUUGAAAACUUGUCAUCAUUCAUAGAAGGCUGUGAUUCAGUCAGAGUACGCAACCACAAUCGUAAAAAUGUCAGGAUGUUAAAGUGUAAAAUGUUAAAGUGGGAAAGUGAAACAUGUCAAAGACAUAAGGACAUUUUCAAUUUGAUGGCAGUAACACCUCUCAAAAAGUUGGGACAGGGCCACGUUUACCACUGUGUAGCAUCCCAUCUUCCUUUAAACAAAAUUCCAUAAAUAUCUGGGAAUUGAGGACAAUUCAAUAAGGUUGUCUUUUUAGUUAUCAUUUCAUCUUGUGUCAAAUAUUCUCAGUUAACAAAUGUCUGCUCAGCAGCACCUGACUCUUCUACUACUAAGGCUACUGUAAUGGAUGCAGUAUACAGUUCCACCGGCAGAUGGGAUCAGGCACAUUCAUCUGGGAAAACUUGCCUUUAACAAGGUGUGGAAGAAUGGUAUUGAAGGCAGAGCUGUCCACAAUCAGGAUCCUCGCGUAGGUUCCUGGGGAGUCCAGCUUCUGCAGGAUGAAGUGUAGAGCCAUGUUGAUAGCCUUGUUGACAGACCUGUUGGCUCUGCAUGCAAACAUCAGGGUGUCAAGGAAGGGGGGCGUGAGGGCCUUGAAAUAGGAGAGAACCAGACACAAAUGACUUCAUGACCACAGAUGUCAGAGCCACAGGUCUGUAGUCAUUUAGUCCAGUGAUUCUUGGCUUCUUGUGGACAGGGACUAUGGUGGAGGACUUGAAGCAGGCAGGCACAUGACAAGUCUGCAGUGAGGAGUUGAAAAUGCCAGAAAACACUGGGGCCAGGUCAUUUUCAGUGUCUGAGAGAGGCAGGAGACACACAGUCUGGGCCAGGAGCUUAAAAUAUUACCUCACAUCUGCUUCAUAAAUAUCAGGGGUUGUAGUGGGAGAAAGUGGAGUGAGAUCCUCAUAGGUGUGUGGUGAGGAGGGGUGUGAUGUGGGUGAAGUCUUGUGGGUGAAAUUGGGGAGGUGGGUGGGAUGAGUGUCCAAAGUGUAUCUAUUGUUGGCGCAGUUGGAGGUGUGAAGGCUGCUUGAUGGCUCAUCAAAACGGCAAUGAAAGUUUUUGAGGGGUUUGGCCAAGAGCAAGUCAUCAGUGGAGUGGGGUGUUUUAGGCUUGUAGUUAGUGAUCUUCCAAAAUACUUUUCCACUCAGGGGCCGAGUCGUUCUGAGAUCUGCUGCUGCAUCUUCUAAGAGUGCUGAUGUUUAGCAAUGUCCACUUCUUUUCUGAACCUGUACUUGGCCUCUCUGUAGCAGUCCCUGUCUCGGCUUCAGAAUGCCAUUCUCUUUUCUAGCCACAGCUUUUUGAGUUUAGGAGUAAACCAGGGUUUGUCAUUGUUAUAACUCACCCUGGUGCGCGAUGGCACAAUGCUCUCCUUGCAGAAGUGGAUAUAGGAGGUGACAGUGUCCGUAAACUCAUCCAAGCUGUUAGAAACAGCCCUCAUUGUGUCCCUGUCUGUAGACUCCAAACACGUGCGAAGCUCCUCCACAGCCUCGUUGCUCCACAGUUUUUUAGUCCUCAUGACAGGUUUGGAGAGCUUCAGCCUCUGUCUCUACGUAGGGAUCAGAUGGAUCAUGACGUGGUCAGAAAGUCUGAGUGCAGUGCAGGGCAACACUGGUCCAGUGUCCUCUCCUCUCUGGUCGGGCAUUUAAUAUACGGUUUAUAUUUGGGAAGUUCCUGGCUCAGAUUGGCUUUGUUAAAGUCCCCAAGAGCCAUAAUGACAGUGUCCGGGUAUGUCCGAUCCAUGUGCACUACCUGCUCCUCGAGGGUGAGCUGCAUGGACAUCUGCAUCUGGCAGAAUGUAAACAGUGGCCAUAAAGAAUGAAGCAAACUCCCGCAGAGAUUAAAACAGUGAAUAAAAAGGUAUUCGAAAGCAUAGAAGAUAGUGCUUGUGUGAAUGGUGCAUGUUGCAUUGAGUGCUUUGAGUACCCCGGGAGAGUAGGAAAAUGCUAUUUAAUAAUCUUAGCAUUCUCUUGUUGAAAUAUCCAAGCAAUUCCUUGAAAAAGAUGUCUGCAUGGGAGAAUA